Messenger RNA from Chinchilla lanigera (long-tailed chinchilla), 2190 nucleotides. It is a transcript of the gene Rasd2, whose product is annotated as RASD family, member 2. Gene Ontology annotation, molecular function: GTP binding; GTPase activity. NCBI's taxonomy places the organism in Eukaryota, Metazoa, Chordata, Mammalia, Rodentia, Chinchillidae. The record is from RefSeq and is a predicted model, not a curated record.
CCACGCGCCAUGAUGAAGACGCUGUCCAGCGGGAACUGUGCGCUGAGUGUGCCAGCCAAGAACUCCUACCGCAUGGUGGUGCUGGGUGCCUCGCGUGUGGGCAAGAGCGCCAUUGUUUCGCGCUUCCUCAACGGCCGCUUUGAGGACCAGUACACACCCACCAUUGAGGACUUCCACCGCAAGGUGUACAACAUCCGUGGAGACAUGUACCAGCUGGACAUCCUGGACACCUCGGGCAACCACCCCUUCCCCGCCAUGCGCCGGCUGUCCAUCCUCACAGGCGAUGUCUUCAUCCUGGUGUUCAGCCUGGAUAGCCGCGAGUCCUUCGAUGAGGUCAAGCGGCUGCAGAAGCAGAUCCUGGAGGUCAAGUCUUGCCUGAAGAACAGGACCAAGGAGGCAGCAGAGCUGCCCAUGGUGAUCUGUGGCAAUAAGAGCGACCAUGGGGAGCUGUGCCGCCAGGUGCCCAGCACUGAGGCCGAGCUGCUGGUGUCGGGCGACGAGCACUGCGCCUACUUUGAGGUGUCAGCCAAGAAGAACACCAACGUAGAUGAGAUGUUCUAUGUGCUCUUCAGCAUGGCCAAGCUGCCCCACGAGAUGAGCCCUGCGCUGCACCGCAAGAUCUCCGUGCAGUACGGUGAUGCCUUCCACGCGCGGCCCUUGUGCAUGCGGCGCGGCAAGGAUGUGGGUGCCUACGGCAUGGUUUCGCCUUUCGCCCGGCGGCCCAGCGUCAACAGUGACCUCAAGUACAUCAAGGCCAAGGUCCUGCGGGAGGGCCAGACCCGUGAGAGGGACAAGUGCACCGUCCAGUGAGCUGGGCAUGCAGGGGAUGAGGGGGCUUGGGCAGUGCCUUAGAGGGGGCCCAGGGUGCCUGCCUGCUGCCCACUUUCCCUGCUGGGAACCUGAUCUGGACCCCUGGCACAGAUGGGGGCCCCCCUGAGGCACUGAGAUCUGUGAGUUCUUCUGCCUUCCUGCCCGUCCCCCAAGUCUUCUCAUCCCUGCUGUCUUCUGGCCUCAGUUUCCCCAGAGAGGACGCAUGUCCAAGCACAGGGGACAGUGGGGAGAUUCAGGACCAUCCUCGGCCAACAGCGGAGCCUUUGGAGCAAGUUGCUGGACAGAGGUCACCAGUGCUCUCCCUGCUGGGGCUGGUGUGGUGGGUGCCUCUGGGGGUGCUGUCCCGCUCUGCAGCGCCCGCCACCCAGUGCCCGAGGGAGCCUGUGGUCUGCCUGUUCCUCAGCCUUGCCUGUCGCGUGGCUCCCCAGCCUCUCGCAGGUUCCUCUGCUCGAUGGUGCACCAAGUGUGUGCUGCUGCACCCCUUCUCGAGGGCAGUGGACAUGGCGGGCCUGGCCAGCUCCCUGUGGUGCAGACCUAACGUCUCAGUCAGCGACUGCUGCCUCCUUUCCAGACAGCACCCCCAGCUGCCUUCCACAGACCAGGGCCCCACGCGAGCCCAUGCUGUCUCUGCAGCUGGCGCAGAGCAGAGCUCUGCGAGAGCCAGGCUGGCCUUUCAGUGUCCAUCCUCAUGCACAUACUGAGCACCAACAGGCUGCUGUGCCCACCAUGUGCUCGGAAACGGGGUGAGGGGCACGCUCAUCCACACAGUGGCCCCUGCACACAGGUGUGGGAAGGAGGCAUGGCAGUGUGGGCUGUGCCCAGAAAGGGUGUGGGCACCACAUGCCUGGCCUGGUGGCCUUGUGCCUGCAGCGCAUGUCAGCCCAAAGCGCCACAGCUCGUGUCAGAGAGCCCUCAAGAUGCUGCGCUUAGGGUUCGAGAAGCCACAUGUCAUCUCCAGAGUACUUCUGAGGCCCACAGAGCUGAGCCGCUGGCCCAGCUCCCACUGUGGCCGGUGAAGGGCGGGGCAGGGCAGCCCUGGGCUGGGGGCAUAUCCCGAGGGAGGCGCCCCAUCCUGGCGUCCUGUACCCCGGCCCCUGCUCACGCAGCGACGAGGCCCCAUGACCCAGGAUACGCACAUGGAUGUAAGUGAGCCUGGUCCUGCCGGAUCUCCACACCCAGCCCUGCCCACUGCCUAGCACCCAGCUCCUGUGACCCCACUUACGCCCCCUGCUGCACUCCCUGUGUGACCCUCAGAGCAGACCCAGGGCCUCGUCCAGGCGGGCAGUGUCCGCUCCUCCUUCCUCUCUGCCCGGUGCCCUGACCUCUCUGUACCUGUGCAUUAAAGUGGGUUUGUACGUA